AUGGACGCUUUCGGCUUACGCAAACAUGCUCUACUCUGUGUGCAACUGCAGCGCUACGGUGAUGCUGUUUCCUCCAUCAACCAAUGGUCACGUAUCGCGUCCCGCUACUCAGAGCUCACCAUGGCGGACUACGAGCUCAUCGACUCUGUUUACACCACCGCGCAGGAUGAGCUGCUUGUCCAGCUAAAGUCUCUCAACAACUUGCACGGUGCACCGCCUGCUGACACGGAGACACGUAUCGAACACGAAUUGCACACUAUUUUGCAGAAUGGCCUCGAUCUUGUUCACCACCUACUUCUCUUUACGGUCGCCCCGUCCGCCCAGUCGCGGUUCUGGACAUACAAUAUGCUCGGUCGCUUUCACUUGCGCCGCGGGAGGCUUGCAAGCGGAGAGGAACGCGCACAUCACAAGCAGCGAGCCCUUGAGGCCUUGAUUGCGGCCAUGUGGCCAGUGCUGAAAGAAUCCGAGCUCUGGGUGAGCCCUCCGCACCCCGCCCAUGUCCAGCUUGUCGCUGACAUCGACGCUGCUAUUGAACUACCUCGCAACCUCCUACAACGACCUCUGUCAAGCCGGGGCCACAUGUCCGCUGACACACAAUGGUCUACACGAACGUCCACCAUCACCGCCGCCCGCCGCAGAAUGGACGACUCCCGCGUCCGCGCCGUGCUCUGCAUGCGAUUACAGCGCUUCAGUGAUGCCGUCCACCUCAUCACUCCCUGGUCGCUCUCCGUGGCCGCGUCGAAGGAGCUGUCGGCAGACGACUACGCCCUCAUUCAGUCCGCAUACACAGCCGCAAUAACCCUUUCUUUGCGUCAGAAAAGCGAGCUCAAGCGGCUGGAUGCUACCCUGGCUGCGACGCCCAGCGCGCGGGACAUGAUGACAAUUGUCGACUACGAACUGCAUACGCUUUUGCGGGAUGGAAGCAGCUUGGUACAACAACUCCUGGUAUCUUCAGUAACGCCUGAGGCGCAGUGCUGGGCAUACAGCAUGUUGGGACGAUUCCACCUUCUCAGCGGCUUGCUCACAAACGGAGGGGAACGUACUUACCACAAGGAGUGGGCCCUUGGAGCAUUCAUUGAGGCGCUACAUUUUGCGAAGGAGCUCUGGGAGAACCCUGCAUUUCCUGCUUAUGCUCAACUUGUUGCCGACAUUGAAGGUGCCCUCAAGCUGUAG
Mycena indigotica is the source of this 1173-nucleotide messenger RNA. RefSeq lists its product as uncharacterized. NCBI's taxonomy places the organism in Eukaryota, Fungi, Basidiomycota, Agaricomycetes, Agaricales, Mycenaceae. Bases 1 to 1173 code for a protein of 390 amino acids. The record is from RefSeq and is a predicted model, not a curated record. The transcript is spliced from 6 exons.